Messenger RNA from Caretta caretta (loggerhead turtle), 799 nucleotides. Its product is annotated as histone H4. Gene Ontology annotation, molecular function: structural constituent of chromatin; DNA binding; protein heterodimerization activity. NCBI's taxonomy places the organism in Eukaryota, Metazoa, Chordata, Testudines, Cheloniidae. Gene Ontology annotation, cellular component: nucleosome. The record is from RefSeq and is a predicted model, not a curated record.
CCACCCAUUCUCGCUCCACAGCUUUGUCUGUAGUGCUAGCGAACAUGUCUGGUCGUGGGAAGGGAGGCAAGGGUCUCGGAAAAGGAGGCGCUAAGCGUCAUAGAAAGGUGCUGAGGGACAAUAUCCAGGGCAUAACCAAGCCAGCAAUUCGGCGUUUGGCUCGUCGUGGGGGUGUAAAGCGCAUUUCGGGCCUCAUUUAUGAAGAGACUCGGGGAGUGCUGAAAGUAUUUUUGGAGAACGUGAUCCGAGAUGCUGUUACUUACACUGAGCAUGCGAAGCGGAAGACUGUGACUGCUAUGGACGUUGUUUAUGCACUGAAGCGUCAAGGUCGUACUCUGUACGGAUUUGGAGGCUAAACCCGUGCCUGUAAAAUGGUCUGUUAGAAAACAUUUGUAACCCAAAGGCUCUUUUCAGAGCCACCCACACUUUCAUGAAAAGAGCUGCUGUUCUUGGAGAACUCUGGGACAAGGAGUAUUCAUGCCCUUGUUUAUGUAUUCCUUAAUCAAACUAAUAAUUAUUUAAGGUGAAGCGAAAUUUAUAGAAUGAUUGUACUGUUUGCGCUAUAAAUAAAGGGUAAGGUAGUCCUUUAGUUUUCAACUGGGGGAAGUACUUGCAACACACACACCCCACGCCAUCGUGAGGACUCCGUGAAAGCCGCACACACGGCUCAAAAUGUAUGCGAGCGUACCUACAUGCAAAAGAGGAACCAUGGAAGGACGAUGUUGUAUGUUAGCCUGCGGGAGUUAUAAUAGAGGGGGGGAAAAAAAGCUCAUGCUCAAAUAAAUUGGUUAGUCUCUAA